This is a messenger RNA of Callorhinchus milii (elephant shark), 4995 nucleotides long. RefSeq names its product adhesion G protein-coupled receptor B1a (gene adgrb1a). Bases 1 to 4347 code for a protein of 1448 amino acids. Gene Ontology annotation, biological process: negative regulation of angiogenesis; adenylate cyclase-activating G protein-coupled receptor signaling pathway; engulfment of apoptotic cell. The record is from RefSeq and is a predicted model, not a curated record. Lineage: Eukaryota; Metazoa; Chordata; Chondrichthyes; Chimaeriformes; Callorhinchidae. Gene Ontology annotation, molecular function: G protein-coupled receptor activity. The transcript has 29 exons. Gene Ontology annotation, cellular component: postsynaptic density; plasma membrane; dendrite.
AUGAGGAUCAGUGUAAACGCGGUGAUCCUGAUAUUCACCACUCUCCUGUGGACUGCCGACGCCUUCGACAUCGGGCAAAGCCCCUGCACCACUCUGGUCCAGGGGAAACUAUUCGGCUACUUCGCCUCUUCGGUCGUCUUCCCCUCCAACCACUCCGCCGCCUGCUCGUGGAUUAUCCAGAACCCGGACCCCAGGAGAUACACCCUGUACAUGAAAGUGGCCAAGAACGGCCACGCCUGCGACCGGCACCUGGUCCGCACUUCCCAGUUCGACUCCUUCCUGGAGAGCACCCGCACCUACCUGGGGAUGGAGAGCUUCGACGAGGUCCUGAAGCUGUGCGACACCUCCACUCGCUACGCCUUCCUGCAGUCCAACAAGCAGUACCUGCAAAUGAAGCAGAGCGCCCCGGCGCCCGGCGGCGGCGUGGCCAGGGGCAGGGGCAGGGGGGGCAACCGAGCCAAGGAUCGGGAGUUCUCUGCGGAAUAUCUGGUGGUGGGGAACAGGAACCCCAGCAAAGGAGCCUGUCAGAUGCUCUGCAAGUGGCUGGAGACCUGCCUGGCCAUCAGCACCAGCUCCCGACCCUGCGGCAUCAUGCAGACCCCUUGCUUCUGCUUGGCCGGGGAGGUCGUGGAUCAGUCCACUGAGAUGUUGGGGCUAAACAAAAAGGGAGACAGGUGUUGGAAAGGGAGCACUUAUUUGGAGAAUUGCAUUGAGAGCCCGAAGGAAAACACUAAUGCGGAAUUCCCUGCAAAUGGACGCUAUAAUUCCAGAAGCCAGUCACUGAGGUCAAUAGACAACAGAAAGUGGCAAGACAUUGACGGGUAUCAACGCUACGGAUAUUCCCUUUCUCAGACAGUGCACGGCGUUUGGGAGGAGUGGUCGCCCUGGAGCUUGUGCUCCUCCACAUGCGGGAGGGGACAUCGGGACCGCACUCGCUCCUGCAUCCAACCCCAGUUCGGAGGCAACCCCUGCGAGGGUCCCGAGAAGCAAACCAAAUUCUGCAACAUUGCACUUUGUCCCGUGGAUGGGAACUGGAACGACUGGUCAAGCUGGAGCCAGUGCUCUGCCUCCUGCUCGAAUGGGACACAGCAGCGGACAAGAGAGUGCAAUGGGCCUUCAUUUGGUGGGGCUGAGUGUCAAGGCUACUGGUCUGAAAACAGGCCCUGCUUUCUGAGGAAGUGCCCAGUGGAUGGAAAAUGGCAAAAGUGGACCAGUUGGGAAUCGUGCACCAAAACUUGCGAUGGAGGGAAACAGCGCCGAGAGAGGAUUUGCACUGGACCUUUUUUUGGAGGGCUUCAGUGUGACGGAUCCUGGGAAGAGUAUAGGUUGUGCAAUGAGAAGCGGUGUCCAGAGCCUCAUGAAUACUGCCCAGACGAAAACCAUGAGUCGCUGGUGUGGACGAAGACACCAGCAGGGGAGUCUGCGGUGGUCAGAUGUCCACCAAAUGCUGCAGGAAUAAUCCUGAGGCGAUGUGUCUUGGACGAAGCUGGAAUCGCGUUUUGGGAUCCACCGAGUUUCCUCAAGUGUAUUUCAAAUGACUACCGGACACUUCAGUCGGAGACAAGGGAGUAUCUAUCCAAGGCCCAGCGAGGCUUGAUGAGCGAAGGGGUGUCGGAAGUCAUCAGCAACCUUGCGGACAUCUCAGAGGGGGGGACCAGCUACAGCGGGGACAUUGUAGCCUCGAUGAACAUUCUGAAGAACAUGACCGACAUAUUCCGGAGGACCUACUACACCCCGACAGCUGGAGAUGUACAGAAUUUUGUUCAGAUCGUGAGCAAUUUGUUGUCGGAAGAAAACAGAGCAAGAUGGGAAGAGGCUCAGCUGACGGGCCCAAACUCAAGGGAAGUGAUGCAGACAGUCGAGUUGUUCAUUGAUGUCAUUGGCUUUCGGAUGAAAGACUUCAGGGAUUCCUACAUAGUUACCCAAAAUCUAGUGUUAAGUAUUUAUAAACGUCCAGCCAUUGGGGCUACGGACAUAAAUUUCCCAAUGAAAGGUUGGAGAGGAAUGGUGGACUGGGCCAGAAAUUCUGAAGAUAAAGUUACUGUUUCGAAGAAUAUCUUUUCGACACGAUCCUCAGACCAGGACGACUCUUCAGUCUACGUGAUAGGAACUGUCCUGUACAGGAACCUAGGGGGACUCCUGGCUCUUCAGAAGAACAACACAGUGCUGAAUUCCAAGAUUAUCUCUGUCAUCAUGAGACCAUCUCCAAAAUCUUUACCCAGCCCUUUGGAAAUUGAAUUUUCUCAUCUCUACAAUGGAACCACAAACCAGUCGUGCAUUGUUUGGGAUGAGACUGACACCGCUGCUGCACAGGGGGUCUGGUCCAACCGCGGCUGCAAGACUCUCCCCAUCGACUCCGCUCGCACCCGAUGCUCGUGUGACCGACUCUCCAGGUUCGCCAUAUUGGCUCAGCUUUCUCCAGAUUCGAACAUGGAGAAGAUGGUGAUGCCUUCGGUCACACUGAUUGUCGGGUGUGGAGUCUCUUCGUUGACCCUCCUGCUGUUGAUCAUCAUCUAUGUCUCUGUUUGGAGGUACAUUCGAUCGGAGCGAUCAGUCAUUUUAAUAAACUUCUGUCUGUCCAUCAUUUCAUCAAACGCUCUCAUCCUGAUAGGACAAACUCAGACAAGGAACAAGGUUAUCUGUACACUAGUGGCAGCAUUCCUCCAUUUCUUCUUCCUCUCAUCCUUCUGCUGGGUGUUGACCGAGGCCUGGCAAUCGUACAUGGCAGUGACUGGAAGGCUGAGGAACCGAAUCAUUCGGAAGCGGUUCCUGUGUCUUGGAUGGGGACUCCCAGCACUGGUCGUGGCGACAUCCAUUGGAUUCACCAAAUCGAAGGGUUAUGGAACAGUGAACUAUUGUUGGCUUUCGCUGGAGGGCGGGCUGCUCUACGCCUUUGUGGGACCCGCAGCUGUUGUUGUUUUGGUCAACAUGGUCAUUGGAAUUCUGGUAUUUAACAAACUUGUAUCCAAAGAUGGAAUAACAGAUAAGAAACUGAAGGAACGGGCUGGGGCAUCCCUGUGGAGCUCGUGUGUGGUUCUGCCACUCCUAGCGCUGACAUGGAUGUCAGCCGUCCUGGCCAUCACAGACCGGAGGUCGGCCCUCUUCCAAAUCCUCUUCGCUGUCUUUGACUCUCUGGAGGGCUUUGUUAUCGUCAUGGUGCACUGCAUCUUGAGACGAGAGGUUCAGGAAGCCGUCAAGUGUAGAGUUGUAGAUCGACAAGAAGAGGGGAAUGGAGACUCUGGUGGAUCAUUUCAAAAUGGACACGCACAAUUAAUGACCGAUUUUGAAAAGGACGUAGACAUGGCAUGUCGAUCAGUUCUGAACAAGGACAUCAACGCGGUGAGGACGGGGACCCUGACGGGAACCCUCAAGCGCUCGGGCGCCCAGGACAAUGAGAUGAAAGUCAAGUUCAACCUCGGGAAGAACUCGGGCUUCGCCACCCUGCCGGCCAAUAUGUCCAAGAUGCACAUGCAGGGAUCGUCCAACUACUCGGGCUCCCUGAACAAGAACGAGUUUGGCGAUCACAGCCUGAAGCUGGAUAAGAGUGAGAAGACCAGGUCCAUAUAUAUCUGCGACGGGGACAUUUUCAAGCAGUUGGACUCAGAUUUAGUCCGGGCGCAGGAACAAGUCAUGGACGCCAACUACGUCAUCUUGCCCACCAACUCCUCGACCUUGAGGGCCAAACCAAAAGACGAUAGCAAAUAUAACAUUAGCAUCAGCCAGCUGCCCCAGACCAGGCUCAUUCAUCUCAAUGCAGACAGCGGAUUCUGUGCGAAAAACUCGCCAAUGGACCACAUUAACAUUGCCUGCAAUGAGAGAGGCUCCCCCGCCCACCAGACCCAGAAUAUCGGGAGCGACUCUCAGCUUCCCAACAACCUGGGCGACACGGGUGAUUCUGGGAACUCGGGAAUGGUGUCCAAGAGCGAGACAGUUUCCACGCUAUCCGCAAGCUCCUUGGAGAGAAGGAAAUCUAGGUACGCUGAAUUAGAUUUCGAGAAAAUUAUGCACACAAGAAAACGGCACCAGGACAUGUUUCAGGAUCUAAACAGGAAACUACAGCAUGCCGAAAAAGUGAGAGAGUCUCCAACAGUAGAGAAUAAAGUAGCGAAACGGUGGAGUGUUUCAUCAGCUGGAAGUGAUAAAACCAAUCUCAGCGAGAAGCAGACCCCAAUCAAACGGCCUUGGGAGGGAAUCCGAAAGAUCCAGUCCCCUCCUGGGUGGGUUAAAAAGGAGCUGGACGGCACCCAGCAAUCGCCUUUAGAAAUGAAGACGGUGGAGUGGGAGAAAACGGGAGCCACCAUCCCACUGGGUGGACAAGACAACACUGACCUUCAAACUGAGGUCUGACCCAACGAGGGAAAGAGAGGGGAAGAAAGAGAGACUUUUUUAAAAAAAAACAGAUUGGUUUCGUUUGAAACCUUAUUACAGUACCUGAUAUCUUGUUCUCAGAGAGAGAUUGUUUUAAUCUUUGUAAUGCAGCCAGUGUCCCGUCUUUCAUCGAAGGGGGUGGGGAGGGGGGAAAUGACGGUGCUCAUGAAAUGUCAGUUAACUGUAGUCCAGAAACUUAUCAAAAGACAGUCAUGGGCAAAUCUAUGUGUAUAUAUAUAAAUAUAUAAAACAGGUGGGGUGGGGGGAAAGGAAAUUCAGUUUUAGUGUUGAUCGCUUGAUAUCCAAGCAUUUUUUGCAUCAAAAUUUAAUGGCAUAUCUUGUCAUAUAUUGUGUAUUAUAUUAAAAAAGACAAAUUGAGAUUUCAAACAGUAAAUACAAUGAACAUACUUAAAAUAAACUGUGACGUUACCUAUCCAAUUUUAGAUAUAUAAAUCAAAAGCACAAAACCUUGGCUGCCCUGCUGUAUAAUAUGUAAUUAUUACACCUUAUUGACUUUUAGCUAAAUAUCUUUUUACUGUGUUUAAUCUCCUGUUAAGUUAACAGACUUUAACAGUAUUCUGUACAAUGACAAAGUAAAGCUAAUGUUAUGCUAUGUCCUUUAAUAAU